Colletotrichum truncatum is the source of this 3633-nucleotide messenger RNA. RefSeq names its product ubiquitin conjugating. The record is from RefSeq and is a predicted model, not a curated record. Gene Ontology annotation, molecular function: NAD+ poly-ADP-ribosyltransferase activity. Lineage: Eukaryota; Fungi; Ascomycota; Sordariomycetes; Glomerellales; Glomerellaceae.
AUGACCCGUAAAAAGUUCAACUCCGACUUGGCUUACGCUUCCCAGCAGGCAGUAACGCAUAUCUCCAGUGUCGCCAAAGGAGACGAUGAUGGUCAGAUUGUCCUCACCUUCUCACAUGACAAUCUGUCAUCCCCUCUUGUCAUCCGUUUGAUCGCUCUGAGUAUCGAUAGCUAUCCAAGCUGCUCUGGCUUCCUGGCUUACACCGACGAUGAGGCUAUCCCUCAUGCCGUUUCUGGUCUCUUUGACGACCUCCCCAAUCUGAGCCAAAGGAAGACAGUACUUGAAACGCUGGACUUGCUGUCAAAGAAACUCAGUGCUGCCCUCACUUCAGAGUCCGAUAACGGUUCUGAUGUCGAGAUGACGGAUGUGGAUGACUUAGACGAACAAAGCAUUGAUACAGAGGAUGAAUACGACUAUGGAUUCAACGACGAUGUUGAUUUUGGUCUUGGUACCACAACCCCAGCUACUCUCCAGCAAUUGCCCACAGCCACCAAGGAAGAAGUUAAGAUCACCAGUCGUUUUAUUGACGAUAUUCGCAAAGCCAAAGAGGUUGGCUUCAAGAUUGCACUACUCAGUGACGUUUCCAAGCACCAGACAGACUGCAUCUUUGCACUUUCCCUACCCGUUCACCAUCUUGGACUUCCAGACGACACUCUCGAGGCCUGGGAUGUUGAAUCCUCAAGUUAUGUCGUCUUGCUUUGCCGAUAUACUUCUGGAUACCCUUGCGUGGAGAACUUUACAAAUCUUCCUCCUGGCCACCCUUCAACAAUGCAGUUCCUCUUCGGAAAAUGUGCAAACUACAAACCCACUUUGAGCUCGGCCGUAACUGCGUUCAACCCCAAAUUCAACCACAUCAAAGGUGAACCAGUUGAAGGUUCCCUACGAUAUGAAACUGAGGAGCAGGGCGCUCCAUUCGUUCAGAUGCCCAUUACCAACUCAAUCAACACAUUCAUGAACACUGAACUGGCGCUGCUGCUGAAGUACCGAUUGAAACAUGGAGUUUCAUGGGACCGAGCUAAAGAACUGCUGCAAGAACAUGCUAAAGCAGGUCAUCUGCGCCAAGAUGAUGGCAUUUUGGCUCACGAUACUAGCGAUACUGCAGAAGAAGAAGAACAGGUUUCAGCUACAGCCCGACCUUUGCUCAACCGGGAUUAUGUUCAAGACGGUUAUGCUACCGCCAACUCCCCCCCUCAAACUCAGCAGCUAAGUAUGCCUUUGAUCGCUAUGCAGUUUGCUUUGCGAUACUUCGUUAAAAGCACAAAAUAUUGUGUCGUCUGCCAUCGAAAGGCAGAGCCGGGCUUCACCGCGAUUAAACCAUACGUUUGCACCGAGCCGCUGUGUCUCUUUCAGUACAUGGCUUUGGGCUUGGGCCCUAGUAUUGAGCAUGAAAUCAUUGCCCGACCUUAUGUUGUCGAUCUUCUCGUAAGCUUCUGCGCUGCUGGGCUGCAUUCUGACCGAAUCAGAGAGUGGCCACAGGGCUUAGCUAUCAAAGUGCCUCUUUUGAUGACUCACUCCUUGCAGAAAUUACUUGAAUACACUUCAGGGGAUACCAACAGUUUCGGCGACCAAGUGGCAACGCCUCCCACUGAGAUGGUCGUUCAUGAGCCUAGAUCUGUGUGGACUUCGAUAUCCGCCGGUGAAUUUAACCUGGACAGUACACAAAACUAUCCACUGAAGGCGGGAGAUAUCAUCAUUUUAACCAAAAAGCCUUCUGUCACCGAUAGAAGCAAUUACUAUGAAGUACACCAUUGUCGAAUUCGAAAUGUGGACAUCGCCCGCGGCGCCGACGGGAACGUUGCUGGCAGAAUUGUUGAGUUUGACUGCCUGGUGUCUGCGCCACGAUAUCCCAACAUAAGCAAAGAAUCACGAUGCUAUGGACCGGAGUCGCUUUCAGUUCCAGCCAACGAAGACCAGAGCAGCGAAUCAACCGAAAACAACGAAGGAAAUAUGGAGCUAUACUUAUACGAGCACGACCUUGACGACCUACCUCCUGUGUGUCAAAGAGAGGCUUUGCUUACCCUGGUGCAAGCUGUGCCCCCUAUCCGGACUUUGCGGGAAUACCUCCUAAGUCACAAAGGCUCUUCUCUGGACAAGUGUGACAAGAUUCCCAAAUCUGCACUUGCUUUGCUUCGAUGGAUUGUGGCCUCUAACCGUUCGUACAUUGUUCAACUUGAACAGAGCGACGAGGUUGACAAUGGCUCGGGCGUGAACAACCGCAGCAGAGAACAUGAGAAGAUAGACGGACUGGACAAUACCUGGAUGCAGUUCCGUUUUGCGCAGGGAUCUCCUGAAAAGGAGCACCGAUUUAAACAAGCCCUGGAUCAGCAGACGUCAAGCUCUCACCCUACAAUCUUUGCGUGGCACGGCAGUCCGCUUGGAAACUGGCACAGCAUCAUCAGAUCUGGCCUUGACUUCAAGGAUACACUCCACGGCCGUGCCCACGGACACGGAGUGUACUUCAGCAAUCAAUUCGGUACCAGUCAGCACUAUAGCGGACACGGAAGUAAUCCCACUGUCUGGGUUGGAUCGGAAUUGAACGUAACUAUCGCCCUCAGUCUUUGUGAGAUUGUCAACAAAACAAGCCAGUUCCGAUGUAUAUCUCCAUGCUAUGUCGUCGACAAGGUCGACUGGAUUCAAUGCCGCUACCUAGUUAUCCAGAGAAAGCUUUCUCCCACGCCUCAAGUCCCCACUACCGAGCAGGACGAUUCCGAAACACGAUACAUUGCUCAGGAUCCUAAAUGGGUUGUUUGUGGACUCAAGAGUCAACCCGUAAGGAUUCCUGCGGCUGCUCUUCCGAAAUGGCGUCAAAAUGCGACAACUUCAAGCCUACCUCUGUCUCAACAAACCAACGCAGACGAUGAGGCAAGCAAUGCACUCGAUGAUGAGUCCGACGACUUCGAUACUAUCGUAAACAUACAGGAGAAUAACUCACAAAAUGAUCAAAUAGAAGAUGAAGAAGAGGAGAAUAACACAAUCAUCCUUGGAUCUGACCCGGAAAAGUUGAGCUUCACACAAGGCACCCUUGAUGUGGCCUCGCUCCCCCAACUCCCACCCCCGAUGUGGGCCACGGACAACGGACGGAAGCUGCUCGGUAGAGAGCUCAGCAAGCUACAGAAGCUUCAAUCAAUGACUCCUCUGCAUGAGCUUGGCUGGUAUAUUGACUUUGAAAAGAUCACGAACAUGUUCCAAUGGAUUGUCGAGCUCCACAGCUUUGAGCUAUCUCUGCCACUGGCGCAGGACAUGAAACGUAACGGCGUCAACAGUGUCGUUCUCGAGAUUCGAUUUGGUCAACAAUUUCCACUCUCUCCGCCUUUCGUCCGCGUCAUUCGUCCGAGAUUCUUGCCCUUCUCGCAAAGGGGGGGUGGUCAUGUUACAGGCGGCGGCGCCUUGUGCAUGGAACUUUUGACGAACAGCGGUUGGAGCCCAGUGAGUAGCAUGGAGAGUGUGUUGCUCCAAGUCCGCAUGGCGAUGUGCAAUCUCGAGCCGUUCCCAGCCCGACUUAUGGGCAGUUCUGGGGGCUCUUCGACGAGUGAUUAUGGAAUAUCUGAGGCUAUUGACGCGUAUAAGCGAGCUGCCGCCGCUCACGGUUGGCAGGUGCCUUCUGAUCUGGAUGCAACAGCCCGCGGACUUUAA